AUGAAUGAUGUCGUGUCGGUUAGUCACUCUUCAAAUACCAAUGAUACUAUGCGUCAAUUGGAAAAUUUCAAAAAUGAAGAUUGGGAUCUUUUGAUUUCCCAAAAUUCCUGCGAAGUUUAUGUCUACUUAUUCAUAAUAUUGUGGGAUUCCACGCCAUUAUCUCCAUACAAAACUCGGAUUUUUGGUGAUCAAAUAGAGAGGAUGGGCUAUUUAGUCGUGAAGUUAUGUAAGAGGAAAGUUAUAAGUUUCGAUGAAAAAGAAACCAUCACUUUGUUUCUUUAUGAUUAUAAGCGUCAUAGGAUCUCAAAAGAAUGGGACAAAAGGAAUCAGUUGGUGAAAUUUUCCUGGAGUAAAAUAGAAUCUUACGGGUUAAAUGAUCAAGAAAAUUUUCAGAAACAAUUAGAAAAUCUAUGGUCGGAAGAUAAUAUAAAGUUGCGAGACAUUAUUUUUGGAAGAAUGGCUCGCCUAAUAAAUAGGCAGAAGAAAAACAAGGUAUCGGAUGAAUUACUUGAAGAGAUAGAGAGUUUGAAAUCUCAAGUUAUCGACUUGCAAAAAGAAAGUUCUCAAUAUCAAGCGGCAUUGGGAAGCUUAACAAGCGUAAAUUUGAAUGACGAAGAUCCCAACAAUGCAGUACAAAUAGCAAGAAGUAUUCGAACACUGCAGUAUUCCCUCGCAGAUUUAACCAUGGUCAAAGGUUCUGACUACGAAAUUAACCAAGAAAAAUGUGCAGAACUUUUACGUUAUUAUAAAUGUUCGGCAACGACUGAAGAAAGAUUGGUAUUGUCUGGAGCUAUUCAACGGUUGAUCAUUGAGACGAUUUUCGAGGAGACAGAUGGUUAUUUCCGUGAGGUCGAACAACGACUGAAUAAUCCUCCGUCCGAUUGUAGCGUGGAAGACACCAUUGAAGUAGAGUUAAUUAUAACUUCCAAAAGGUUGGCUGCUGCGACUGAAAGUUUUGAUAGACUGCGCCCAGGAAAAGACCUUAUGGCGUCCGUUGCAUCUACAAAAAUUUGUCAACAGAUUAAUGCUAUUCUUGGUUCUCGUGCCUUUUCGAAUGAUUCUAAUCAGCUAAUCACGAAAAUUUCAAAAAUUAUCGUGGAGAAGUUGAAUCACCACCGAAAAAUUCUUGAUGAUGAAUUAAAAAAUGAUGAUGAAAGAGAUAUUGUCCAACUUGUUCGUGAUAUUAUUCAAUUAUUUUAUUUUAGAUUCAAGGCUCAACCUAAAAUGAUCGAAUGGAAAUUUUAUGAUAACGGAGAUAGUGUGGAUCCCUCGUUCAUGCAGAGUUUAAAGGGAUUUAGGGAUUUAACGAAACAAAAGGUUGAGAUUUGCAGCUUUCCAGCAAUUUUCAUAAGUGAAGAUGAUAAGGUAAAGGAGGUUAUUUCAAAGGCUCAAAUUAUAGCUACUUAUAAAGAUUAUUUGUAG
Molecule: messenger RNA, 1422 nt
Organism: Acaulospora morrowiae
Lineage: Eukaryota; Fungi; Glomeromycota; Glomeromycetes; Diversisporales; Acaulosporaceae
Source: the annotation of a GenBank genome assembly